Molecule: messenger RNA, 690 nt
Organism: Exophiala aquamarina CBS 119918
Lineage: Eukaryota; Fungi; Ascomycota; Eurotiomycetes; Chaetothyriales; Herpotrichiellaceae
Exons: 2
Coding region: 1-690 (229 amino acids)
Source: RefSeq, a predicted model, not a curated record
AUGGCUCCAAUAAGAAGAUAUCUCCGGAUCAGCAGGCAUUCAGUCCUUGAAUGUCGCGUCUUUCUAGAAAACCCCGCAGACGAGCCACGAUGGUUGCUGAAGGAGAGCGAUCCAGCCUUGCCACGUGUUUUUGAAGCAGUAAAGCCACUCAUCCUUCUGAAAUUAAGGGAAGAGAAUGAAACAGCACGAGGCAAAGGAAAGAAGAAGAAGACUGUCAAGGAUAGUGUCAAGCAAGAUGACUUUGAGGUUUCAAUCUUCCUCACGGAAAUUAGAACUCGACAUUCCUUGCUCAUCAAGAACAAGACUUUCAAGCAAAAGCCUCCGAUAAAAACGAAUGAUGGCGGCAGACUGACCAGGGCAGCUCACCAAGAUUCAGUAUGGAUUCGGGAUGAAGAGGAUGAACAUGACGUAGUGCUUCACGAUAUACCUGCGGUUGAUGAUGAUAUGGAUGCUCAGCAACCAUUCGGAGACGAAGAUGCUAACCCGGAUGCACCUCUUGAUGAUGACAAGAAGAAACUUGGGUUCAAGACGACCUACGAAGGUUUCAGUAUAUGGGGUUGGGUGCUCUGCCUCUUCGUUGAACGAAAAGGUGGCCCCGGCCAAAAGAACGUUGGGACAGAGGGUAACACUCAGGCACUGAUGCAAGACUGGAUUGCAUCAACGCAACAGCAAAAAGAAGAUGAAUUUUGA